Erythranthe guttata (spotted monkey flower) is the source of this 1043-nucleotide messenger RNA. RefSeq names its product NDR1/HIN1-like 1 (gene NHL1). NCBI's taxonomy places the organism in Eukaryota, Viridiplantae, Streptophyta, Magnoliopsida, Lamiales, Phrymaceae. Gene Ontology annotation, cellular component: plasmodesma; plasma membrane. The record is from RefSeq and is a predicted model, not a curated record. Gene Ontology annotation, biological process: defense response to other organism.
CCAUAUCUUAAUUUCUCAAGGCCUAUAUUAGCAGACACCCAAAGCCUCAUCUUCUUAUCUCCUCCACACCUCCACCUAAAAAAAAACCCCAAACCACCACCACCACCGCCGCCGCCGCAACCAUGUCGGACAAAGUGUGCAGCCACCACAAGAGCAAGAAGAGAAAGAUCCUGCGGCGGUGCUGCGCCGGACUGCUAAUCUUCAACUUCAUAAUCCUAUUCCUAAUCCUACUAAUCUGGGCAAUACUCCAGCCCAAAAAACCCAGAUUCACAAUCCAAGACGCCACCAUAUUCAACCUAAACGUAUCCGCCCCUAACGUCAUCUCAACCACCGUCCAAGUCACCGUCAACUCCCACAACCCCAACUCCAAGAUCGGCGUCUACUACGACAAGCUCGACGUCUACGCCACCUACCACAGCCAGCAGAUCACCUACUACACCGUCAUCCCGCCGGUGUACCAAGGCCACAAGGACGUCAACGUCUGGUCUCCGUUCAUCUACGGCGUCAACGUCCCCGUCGCCCCCUACAACGGCAUCGCCCUCGCACAGGACCAAACUAACGGCGCCAUCCGGAUCACCGUUAAAAUUGACGGACGCGUUAAGUGGAAGGUCGGGACGUUUGUCUCCGGCCGUUACCACCUCCACAUAUCCUGCCCCGCCAAUAUUCCGCUUGGCAAUAGCAAAAACACCGGGGUUAUUAUCGGCAACGCAGUUAAGUAUCAGCUUUCCCAGAGUUGUAGUGUCAGUGUGUGACAAAUUUAAAUAAUAAUAUUUAUAAUUUAUAAAAAAAAAUUAUCAAUUUCCGAUUAUAUUUUAAUUUCCGUUUUUUUUAAUUAUAAUUUACUGGAGAAAUUGUACAUUUUUCUGUUGAAUAAACUACGUUAAUUAAAAUGUUGUAAUAAUUAAGAAUUUGUGCAAUGAUUAUAUCUUUGAUUAGUGGGUUAUUAGUGGAGGUUAAGGUGUCAAUUUCUUGAAUUAAUUAAAAAAAGUUUUAAGUCCUCUGUUUUAAUUUAAUUAAUGAUAUAUAUGCUUCUUCUUUACUCU